AUGCCCCGCUGGUCACUGCAAAUAAACGGCUGCGAUCAAGCAGGGUCCGAGCGCACAGAGGAACCUUCCUCUCACCCGCCGCGGAGACCUACAGGUGCAGCAGAGCGGCUCAAGUCCCGCAGUUACAUUGGAAGCAGCUUCUCAGGUGGGGGUAUGGAAUCUAUAGCUGCUUCUGCCGCUGCAGCUGCUGCUUCGGCGUCUAGUGUUGAGUCGAGUAGAAAACCAGGUGCUGCUGCACAGAGGCUUAAGUCCAGCAGCUUCAUUGGGCGGAGUUUUUCUGGGGGGGGUGUGGAGUCUGCAUCUGCUUCUGCUGCUGCUGCGGCGGCGUCUAUCCGCGCUGCAUUACGGGCGUCCGUGCUUCGAAGCUCGUCAGGAGUGGGGAAAGAGGGGCAGGCGGGAGAUGGACAGGGGAGAGAGGGACAGGGGGGACAGGCAGGAGGGGGGCAGAAAGGGAGAAGCGGAGGUUCGGGUCGAUGGUUGAUUGCAAAGAGCUUCUCAGGAAGCCGUGCUCGCACAGGUGAUGCUGCUGCUGAUGCUGCUGCUGAUGCUGCUGCUGCUGCUGUUGCUGCUGCUGCUGGUAGUGAUGCUGCUGCUACUAAUGGUGAUGUUGAGGCUGCUGACAGUAAGUUUCGGGUGGAUGAGUCACGUUCGGCCAGCGUGCGAGGCACGGGUGGGGAGGAGGAGGAGGGAUUUGGAGUGUGUGGCAGGGAGAGCAGGGACGGUGGCAGGAGAGAAGGGAUGGAGGAAGAGGAGGGAUCAGGAGAGUGUGGUGGGGGGAGCAUUGACAGUGAGGAGGAGGAGAGUGAGAAAGAGGAGGAAGAGCGGGGAGAGGGGGGAGAAGAGGAAGAGGGGGAAGAGGUGGAAGAGGAGGAGGGCGAGGAAGUAGCUGUAGGGAGAGGGUUGUGGGAAGAUUACAACGAGGGUGGAACUCUGAGAGCCGAGAUGAGCUUACGAGACAGUGGAUGGUCACCGGAGCAAGGGCAGUACGGAGCAGCGGAUUGGAUGAAGCACCCCAGCAGCAGGUUGAUAGCAAUGAAUCGAGAUGAGGUGGACGAGGAAGAGGAGGGAGAGGAGGGAGAGGAGGGUGAAAGAGAGGAGGGUGAAGGAGAGGAAGAGGAAGGAGAGGAGGGAGAGGAGGAGGAGAGGCAGGGCUUCAUCCUGAGCAGCGGAGGUGUGGAAAUGGAGGGUGCUGGGUGGCGGGAAGGGGGUUUCCAGGAAUCUUCCGAGCCAAUGCAAGAUUCAAAACUAGGUGAUACUCCGGAUGGAAGCUUCCAGGAAAAUGAGAACGACGGAGGAGGGUUUGGGAUGGAUAGGAGGCUAUUGAUGGGUGCUCCUUCGCUCAACCCCAAUGCAGUGUUUGAAACGCCCCAGCAGCAAAGGGCGCUCAUAGGAGCCCCUUCUCUCAACCCUAACGCAGAUUUCGAGACUCCUCAGAAAAGGGUUUUGAUGGGAGCUCCUUCGCUCAAUCCUGAUGCAGUUUUUGAGGUGCCCCAGCAGAGGGAGCUUAUAGGGGCGCCGUCCCUUAACCCUGACGCGGGCUCACAGGCGUUUUGGGCGAGUUUGAAGGAGGGGAGAGGGGCGGAUGUGUGGCAUAGGGAGGCGGAGACGAUUGCGGAAGAGGGGGAUGGGGGAGAGGGAGGGGAAGGGGAAGAGGAUGGGGAGGGGGAGGAGGGGGAUGGGGCGAGUGGUGUGUUUGAUCUGGCGCAAGGGCUGAUGAUGCAGGGAGAGGGGGGAGGUGUGGAAGAAGGAGGAGGGUUCGGUUUUGAUGUGGGGGAGAGGGAGGAGGGAAACUGGGAUGGAGGAGCAGCAGGGUACGAGGUUGGUGGCAGCAGGAGUAUGGGGCGAGACAUGGGUGUUGGUGGUCCGUGGGAGUCAGUGCGAGAAGCAGAGAGGGAAAUGGAUUCAGUAUGCAGCAGCAGCAGCACUGCAAUGCUGUUCCGAGGGAGUCAGAGCCUGGGAGCACCGGGAGUUCAAGGGGAGCUUCAAGAGAGGGAUGAUGGAAAUGGGGAGUUUCAAGAAGGCGAGGUUGGAUCAGACCUGUGGGGAAGGGCUGCAAGGGUUGAAAGCAGAUAUUCUUCCCAGGAGAAAAGCAGCAGCAGCAGCUUUCAGGCGUCCCCUGCAUCACCCAUGGGAAACGAUGGAGGCGAGGGAGGUGCGGGGGAAGGAGGGUGGCGCGAAGGAGGAGGAGGAGUUGACGGAGGGGUUGAAGGGAACUGGCUAGCAAGAGAAGGAGCAGCAGUUGCAGCGACAGAAGUAGUAGCAGGGGGCAUGGUUCAGAGAGAAGAUACAGUAGAGGAAAUGAGAGGAGGAGGGGGAGGGGGAACACCAGUAGCAGCAGCAGGGGCAAGUACAAUGAGGGGAGGAGGAGCAGAGGCAGCAGCAGUAGACAAGGAAGCAGCACUGGAAAACGCGUGGAUGAUGGCGGAAGGGGAAGAGGAAGAAGAAACUCCAGAUUUUGACGAUUUCAGCCGCACACGAACCUUCACCUCUGCCAUCCUAGCCGGAAUCACCAAGAGAGUCACCGGGCCUAAGGCUGGGCCUGCCAAGCCUGGAGCCACCAAGCCUGGGUUCGCCAUGCCUGGGCUUGGCAAGAGGGAGGAUCCGGGUAGUAGCAGCAAGACGGUGGUUCCGAGGACUGUUAGUGAUAUGCUCAAGGAUGCGGCAAAGGAGGGAAUGGUGAAGGGCGAGGGGAAGCAGGGCAAGUGGUGGGCUUUCAGGGAGAAAGGGGAAGAGAGCGGUAGGGUGUUAGGGGGGCCUGGAUGGGGUAUUCUGGCCUCCAAGCCGAGACCAGGGGAGGAGGGAGGGGGUUUAAAGGGUGCACCUGCACUGGAGGCACAUGGUCUAGGUGGGUCAGGUAGGUUAGGUGGGCACAAUGGGGAUAGUAAGGACGAGGAGGAGAAGGAGCGGGGCGGACUGUUUGGUUCCGCUCAUACCCAACACCACCACGACUCGCGGCAGAAGUCGCAGAUUUCGUUUGGGUCUGUUGCUGAUUCUGCUCUGCUGUCUGGCCUGCCUUCGUUCCUUAAGUCGGUCACUUUCACCUCUGCUGAAGCCCAGGCGCACCACAAGCAGCAGCAGCAGCAAGAGGAGGAGGGGGAGGAUCAGCUGCGGAUGCAGCAGGGGGAUGAGAUGCCGGCAGAGUUAUCAAGUCAUGCACAGGAGAUUGAGACACAUGGGGGACCGUACGAGUCGUAUGAAUCGCGGGAACACACACAACAGCACAGAGAAGCAGAUGAGGAGGAGAACCCUGAAGAGCAGCAGCAGCAGCAGCAGCAGCAGCAUAGGCCGUGGGGGUCUGCUGUGGGGUGCAGCCCGGUGGAGGAGGGUACAGCACGGUACCCUGCAAAUCAGCAGCACAGCGAUGGCUUGUGGGGCAGCAGUGGGGUGCACUGGAGGAGCAGUGGCAGUGCGGUGGAACGGCUGAGGGACGAGGCUGGCUGUGCUGCUUCCGACCCCAGCAGGGGUAGGAGCCUUUCCCGAAUGCGCCCUGGUGUCAGUGCCUCUUUCUCUGGUCGUCUGCCUGCUGCUGCUACUGGUACUGCUGCUGCUGCUUCUGCUGCUAAUGUUCCAACUACCACUACUGGUGAUGGUGCAACUACCCCCAUUGGUAAUGGCGCAACGACCCCGACUGGUGGUGAUGCGUCUGGCCCUGCUAUCAGCCCUGUUGUCACUCCACGUGUUGCCUACUUCUCCUUCGACAAGUACCGCGAGGCUGUAGCAGGGGGAGGCUCGUCCGGGGGAGGUGCAUCUGCAGAGGAGCGCGAUGCGGAGGGGUACCUGCUAUCUCACUCCUUUGGCAGCGGCAGGGCUAGAAGCAGGAGCAGCUUCAGCGGCAGAUACGGCAGCAGCAUUGGCGGUGGUGGUGGUAGCGGGAGUUUGACUCCCCCUCCUAGAGGAGCAUUGGGGAAGAGUGGCAGCAGUUGCUUGACCCCUCCUUCUGGCGCACUGGACAAGAGAGCGAGGGAACGAGAAGCAGAUAGAUGGAACGAGGCAGAGCAAGGGGAUGGUGUGCGAGGGCGAGUAGGGUCAGGCCGCAUGAGUGGAGAGGGGGAGGGGGUGCUUCUGACUGCCAGUCUGGGAAGGCGGGUUGGGGAAGGGCAAGGGGGUUUGCGUGGGUCGCGGCUGGGGAAGGGUGGUAGGGGCGACAAGGCGGCAGUGAGAGGGGUGGAGGAGGGUGAGAGAGAGGAGGGGGAGGAGGAGGAGGUGGGGAGUUGUGGUUCCUGUGCAAGCAGGGUGGCGGAUGGAGCGUCGGGUGGGGCACGGCCAAAGUACGACAGGAAGGCCAGAGACAUGCGAUUGCACUCCACACCUGAGCGGCAGCGGCCUCUGGAGCGUCCGGCAACCUCAUCUGCUGCAGCAGGGGUUGGCAGGCCCCCCAUCCACCACGCCCACUCCGCCUCUCUGGCUGCUCGUUCUGCUUUUUAUUUGUGCAACUCCCCUUCCUUCCUCUCUCUUCUACCCACCGCCCCCGACACCAGGAGUCGCACCUUUGGCAAUCCAGAAGAGCUCGUGGACCUCUACCCUCCCCCCGGCGCCUUCGAGCGGUCCCACUCCACACCCGAGCGGCGGCGGCCUCUUGAUCGCCCAGCAACCUCCUCUGCUGCAGCAGGGGCUGGGAGACCUCCCAUCCACCACGCCCACUCCGCCUCUCUGGCUGCUCGCUCCCUGGUGAACGGGCAUGGGAGUGGGCAGAGGCUGAGAGGAGGUGAGUCCGGGCGGAUUGGAGGGAGCAGAUUGUCUGGGAAACAGCAGAGGAACCAGGGGUGGGACGAGCAGCAGGGGCGGUAUGGGGAGGAGCAUGAGCACAAGCAGGGGUAUGAGGAGCAGCAGUAUGAGCAGAACUAUCAGCCGCAGCAAGUGCAGGAGAAGAAACAGCAGAAGGGGCGUAAGGAGUCGGGGGCAGCGCUGCAUGUGGCGUGGAGGCAGUUGGAAGGGGAGGAGGAGGAGGAGGAGGAAGAGUGGGAUAGGCAGAAUUCAGAUCCUGUGGCAGGCGGCAGGGGGAGGGUGAAGGCUGUAAGGAAGCUAGUGGAGGACGAGGAGAAUGGAGAGUGGGGACGGCAGAACUCAGAUCCUGUGACAAGCGGCAGGGGGAGAGUGAAGGCUGUAAGGAGGCAAGUUCGGGAGGAGGAGGAUGGAGAGUGGGGCAGGCAGAAUUCAGAUCCUGUAAAAGGGAGCAGGGAGAGGGUGAGGGCUGGAGGGAGGCACGUGGAGAAUGAGGAGGAUGGGGAGGAUGGAGAAUGGGGACGGCAGCACUCAGAACCUGCGAAACCCGGCAGGGAGAGGGUUAAGGCUGGAAAGGGGCACGUGGAGAACGAGGAGGAUGGGAGUGAUGGAGAAUGGGGACGGCGGCACUCAGAACCUGUGAAAGGCGGCAGGGAGAGGGUGAAGGUGGGAAGGGGGGACGAGGAGGUUGAGGAGGAGAGAGAGUGGGAUUCUGUGGAAGGCGGCCGGUCUGUGAAUGCUGGAUGGAGGCAUGAGGAGGCCGAUGAGGAGGAAGGAGAAUGGGCUGAGGAGGACGGAAAGUGGGGCAGGCAGACGCACUGGAAUUGUGUGAAAGAUGGCAGGGAGAGGGAGAAGGCGGGACGGAGGCAAGUGGAGGAGAGGGAGAUGAUUGGAUACGGUGGGGAUGGUUAUGAGGAGAACACAGAGGAGGAAGAGGAAGAGGCAGGGGAUGGGGAAGAGGUGGAGGAAGAGGAGGAGGAUGAUGAAGAGGAGGAGGAGGAGGAUGGGGAAGAGGUGGUGGAGAGUGGACAAACGAGAUGGUCCAGAGAUCGUGGUACAAGCUCAGGGAAAGGGACUGGGGUCAAAUCUGGGGAAGGGAGAGCAGGGACAAAAUCUGAGAAUAAGCCUUCGUACAGGUGCGACAGUGGACGGGGAAAGGUCGAUGGAAGAAACAGUGGGAGUGAGGGCGAGGAGGAGCAAGGGGGGAGGAAAUUUACUUAUGAGAAGGAGCGUUCGCGAGGAAAGGGGAGAGGAGGGAGGGGGUGGGAAGGAGGCAGUGGUGGUUAUGGGGAGAGGCGGCAGCAAUGGCAUGACAGUCAAGAUCGGAAUGAGGAGGAAGGGGAGGGCAUGGAGGAGGAGGGAGAGGGGGAAGGGAGUGCUAACGAGGAUAGUAAGGAGUGGAGUGAGUGUGAGGAUAGUGAGGUGGAGAACGGGGAUGGUGAAGGGAGUGGGGAAGUGGUGAGUGGAGAUGAGGAGGAGAGUGCACAGCAUGCAGUACGCAGAAAGAGCGGAGAGGAACACGAGGAACAGUACAGCCACAGAGGCGGGGACAGAGAUGGGGACAGGAAGAAACCGUCGCAAAGGAGCAGUGGUCGGCAGCAGCAGAAUGCAUGGGGGCUUGCAGAGAGGUGUAACGGAGAAAAGGAAGGCAUGCACAGCAGGUACAAAGGGGAGGGGGAUGAAGUGUAUAGAAGAAAUGGGGAAGAAGUACCGAUAUAUGGGAGUGAUGUGUACGAUAGGGGCUAUGGAGGCAUGAGGGGAGGUGAGGUGGAAGAUGGGGGUGGAUACAGAAAGGGCCGCUCUAGUAACGAGAAGUACACUCAUCAGGAAGACGAGAGGGGUGCAGCGAGGAAUAGUGGUGCACGCCACUCACGCACUUCCAGCUGCUUGGACCAGAAGAGUCAGGAGGGCGAGAGAAAUGCAGCAAGGGGUGGUGGUAGUAAUAGUGGUGCACACCACUCGCGCACUUCCAGCUGCUUGGACCAGAAGAGUCAAGAGGGCGAGAGAAGUGCAGCAAGGGUUAGUGGUAGUGGUAGUGGUGCACGCCACUCCCGCACUUCCAGCUGGUUGGACCAGAAGAGCCACUCUCACCGGCCCGGUCGAUAG
Molecule: messenger RNA, 6828 nt
Organism: Closterium sp. NIES-65
Lineage: Eukaryota; Viridiplantae; Streptophyta; Zygnematophyceae; Desmidiales; Closteriaceae
Source: the annotation of a GenBank genome assembly